AUGCCCCUCUACCUCUCACAACAUCGCGUACGGUACACUUCCCUCACUCCGCCGGCCGACAAAUGGCGACCAAAGGACCUGUUCAACUUGCAAGCCCGAAUCCAACGAAAUCUGAAGGAUCACAAGAUGCACGCUGUUCAAGUUGGGCAGACUUGGAAUCGGCGCUGUCUCCCCGUCAUCUCUCUCGACAGUGACCGGCUGAUCAUCGGUGCCGGAGGUGAUAUCCUGGUCCACCACCUUGUCCCACCCUCUUCAACGUCCAGUUACUCGCCAUCGACAUCUCCACAGUUCCCGCCCCUCCGCUCCCUUCCCCCGUCACCUACCCACCAGAAGAAGGGGAAGAGAGACAGGACGACGUACGCUCCGAAAGCUGUCGCCUCGGCACACGUCUAUCCUCUCUCGAACCGGAGUGACAGCGACAUUGUCGGUCUGCAUCCCCUUCCCUCUGGCGAAGUGAUUGCGGCACAGUUCGACGGCACACUGCAGCGACUCAACCUCUCGGGUCAGUUGAGGUCUACAGCGCACUACCAACAUCCCAAGGAACACAUCUACGCCCUCUCCGGGUACGACGACCACUUCCUCGCCCUGUCCUACGGCGUCGGCAGCCUCUACAGCGCGCGGUCACCAUGGCUCCCGCCCAUCGAGUUUGAGUUUGAGGAGCGGCCGUGGUCCGGCCUGCUUACCUCUGACAAGGCCUUCGUCGGAAUCCGGGGCGAAGUGGCCAUAUUCAACCUCCGUCCGGACGGAGUCGAAUAUGCCCAGUCCCUGCGUGCCGAUGGCUCUUCCACCCCAGGGACCGAGUCCGACGACGGCGUCAUCGUCAUCGACUCGCUCGACGCACUCGACUCAGCCCUAGGACGGACGGCACGCCGAUCGACGCCGUACUCCAUUGCCCUGGGGAAUGAUCCGUACACGGUGCUGAGUGCGUGGCACGACGGCUUUGCGCGCCUGCACGACCUGCGCACGGGAAGCUGCGAGAUGGAACUGAGCGAUCCGUGGCAGGACGCGCCGCUAUAUUGCGCUUCCUUCCUCGGUGAAAACUCAGUCGCGACCGGCGGGUCGCAGCACGGUAUCGUUUCUGUGUUCGAUAUCCGCACUGCCAAAGGGUAUAGCGUGUUCACGCCCGAGGGCAAGGGGUCCCCGGUCUACGGGAUGGUCGCGGAAGGGGGGAGGGUGUGGGGCGUGAGCGAGCGCCGGGCGUUUGUGUGCGCUUGGGACGAGAGUGGAGAUGCCCGGGGAGGCUUAAGAGCGCAAGACGAUCUGCAGGAAGUCUACGAGGAGCCUAAUGGCCAUUACGGAUACGGACGGGGGAGGGGAGGAGGAAGAGCAAGAGGGAGAGGACGGGAUGGGAAGGACAUUCCCACUGCAUAUCGACGGAGAGGGGGAAAGUGGGGCUGGACGGUCGGAUAUGGAGAGCAUGCCAAGGAGACCUGUAUGGGGUACCGACACGAGGACAAUGGGACGACGCUGUUCGAGACCAAGGUGCCGGUGUAG
Molecule: messenger RNA, 1494 nt
Organism: Trichosporon asahii var. asahii CBS 2479
Lineage: Eukaryota; Fungi; Basidiomycota; Tremellomycetes; Trichosporonales; Trichosporonaceae
Exons: 1
Coding region: 1-1494 (497 amino acids)
Molecular function (GO): protein binding
Source: RefSeq, a predicted model, not a curated record